Messenger RNA from Cladophialophora immunda, 1094 nucleotides. RefSeq lists its product as hypothetical. The record is from RefSeq and is a predicted model, not a curated record. The transcript is spliced from 2 exons. NCBI's taxonomy places the organism in Eukaryota, Fungi, Ascomycota, Eurotiomycetes, Chaetothyriales, Herpotrichiellaceae. The coding region runs from base 1 to 615 and encodes 204 amino acids.
AUGUUCUGGAGGACGCCCUGUAGUCACAGUGUGCUGGGGUGCUUUUUGAGUGUCGUCGCUUCAAGAUGGCGAUCUCCAGUCAAUUCGGUUAAGCGCGACUUGCAGGACCGAAGGUGUGGACCCGUCUGGGGCUUGGCAUCGUAUCUGCGGGAUGCGAUUGCUCUGUGCAUCGAGAAUCCGCCGUCUCUAUCAACACUGGCAGUCACGGUUCACUCAUUUCGUUUUCUGCCGCCACCCUCGAUGAAUACCAAUGAAGAAAACCGCCCCGGACGCCGAGGAAACGAUCCCCGAGGUGCAAACUCCAACCAGCAGCGACAGUCCACUUCCGCGUCUGCAGCAUCCCGAGAUGGCAGCUCUCACACAUAUCAGAGCAGAAGAGGUGGAAAGGCAGGCUCAAAUCUAAGCAAGUCCUCCGACAACAUCCAAAAUGGUCCCACGACAACCCCAACUACUCUCCCGCCACAAGACGAUCAUGUACCUCUCGCGGGGUUCAAUUCGGAUGUCGUGGAGGCAAUGUUGAAGCAAGGCUACGAGGCUAGGGCCCCUCUCUACAAACCGGACACUAAGUCGCAAGCCGCAACCCCCCAGAGCCCGUGGGGCGUCAAGCGUGAGUAGAAUCCCGCUCAUGAGACGGCAUCUGUUAAUUCGGACGAAGCUGGAGCCAUGGCCAGUGGAAAAGACUUCUGGCUCGACUUGCGCAGACAGGUUUCGGCCUUGCAGCAAACAGGAGGUAUCAGUCAGGGCGGCUAAGACACGAGUUCCGUUGCGGUGGUUCCUGUCACUCACUGUUCAGCGGCAUCACGGAAGGCGUUUUUCUGGUGCAUUCAAGAUACCCCAGGGGCUCGGUGCAUUCUAUCAGCAUCACUUCAAACCACAUGUACAUUUGCGGUAAAGCAAUGUCCCGGUUAUUGUAUUUAGCUGCAUGUAUCAUGGCUCCGGCCCACAUGAAGGGUUGUGCAUUGUAAGCAUCUUGGUAUGGUUGGAUACCAUUCAAAAUCAAAUGGCAUUGUCUGGUGGAGUGGCAUCUUAUUUACGUUUUCCCACUGACAUGAUGUUACCACCCUUCGGACACCUGACUAGAGGAUAUCAAACCC